Molecule: messenger RNA, 752 nt
Organism: Diospyros lotus (date-plum)
Lineage: Eukaryota; Viridiplantae; Streptophyta; Magnoliopsida; Ericales; Ebenaceae
Product: outer envelope membrane protein 7
Exons: 1
Coding region: 166-384 (72 amino acids)
Cellular component (GO): chloroplast outer membrane
Source: RefSeq, a predicted model, not a curated record
CCAAACACAGCUUAGGCCGUUACACAACCCGCGCUUGCUUCGUGUCGAAGAAAAGAAUUCGAGUCCCAUUGAUCGAAAAUUCGUGGUGUAUAAAUCGUCGUGUUGACAUUCGAAGGUUAUCUUGCACAGGAAGGAGCGAUAGAGGGAGGAGAUUCAUCUUCUUCAAUGGCGCAAUUACGCAAAUCGAGUACCCUGAAAUCGACGGCGGUGGUGGCGGCAGCCCUAGCUUUGGGGUGGUUAGCCAUUGAAAUCGCUUUCAAGCCGUGGCUCGACAAGGCUCGAACCGCCAUGGCCAAGUCUGACCCGAUGACCGAUCCCGACGACUGCGAGAAACCGGAUACGGCGCCGGUCGACUCGGAUGCGUCCAGUAACGAAGCCCCUUAAUCCCCAAAUUCCAAACCCUAGGGCUAGGGCUACGGUAUUCUUCUACCAAUCAUUCUCGUUUCUGUUUUUGACUUGUGAUAAGAGGUUGAUUUUGAUCAAUUUGCAUGUAUCAGUAUGAGCGCUGGAAUUGCAGAUUACAAUAAUUACCAGUAAACUUUUUUAUUUUUUAGUCACUUGAAGUGUCCAACUUCACCUAAUUAAUUUUCAGGCUUAAACUGGCCUUCUCUCUUGUUUGAUAAAUUUAAAUACAGACAUAGUCUAUAUAUACUCAAAUAAAACAUUUAGUGUAAUUUAUACGGGACUUAGCUUCCAACUUUAUUAUUUUCUUUCAACUAAAUAUUAUCUUUUAACAAUAAUUUUAUCUUUUA